Botrytis sinoallii is the source of this 1344-nucleotide messenger RNA. RefSeq lists its product as uncharacterized. The record is from RefSeq and is a predicted model, not a curated record. Gene Ontology annotation, molecular function: RNA binding; structural constituent of ribosome. Lineage: Eukaryota; Fungi; Ascomycota; Leotiomycetes; Helotiales; Sclerotiniaceae. Bases 1 to 1122 code for a protein of 373 amino acids. Gene Ontology annotation, biological process: translation. The transcript is spliced from 4 exons. Gene Ontology annotation, cellular component: ribosome; cytosolic large ribosomal subunit.
AUGGCUUCCAGACCUACCGUUUCCGUUUUGUCUGCCGAUGGCAAGGCCACCGGCGCCACUAUCCCCCUCCCAAAGGUCUUCACCUCCCCAAUCAGACCUGAUAUCGUUCAGACCGUCCACACUGGAAUGGCCAAGAACAAGCGUCAACCAUACGCUGUGAGCGAGAAGGCUGGUCACCAAACCUCUGCUGAGUCCUGGGGUACCGGUCGUGCUGUUGCCCGUAUUCCUCGUGUCUCUGGUGGUGGAACCCACCGUGCUGGUCAAGCUGCUUUCGGUAACAUGUGCAGAUCUGGACGCAUGUUCGCUCCUACCAAGGUCUGGAGAAAGUGGCACCAAAAGAUCAACCUUGGACAAAAGCGAUUCGCAACCGUUUCUGCCCUCGCUGCCUCCGGUGUCCCAGCUCUCCUCUUCGCCCGUGGUCACCAAAUCUCCGAAGUCGCUGAAGUUCCUCUCGUUAUCAACUCCGAGGUCUUCGAGGGUGCCAAGAUCGCACGCACUUCCGCCGCUGCUGGUCUCCUCAAGACUGUCGGUGCUUUGGCCGAUGUUGAGAAGGUCAAGGGAUCCCGAAAGCUCCGUGCCGGUAAGGGUAAACUCAGAGGCCGCCGUCACAGACAAAGACGUGGACCUCUCGUUGUCUAUGACGGAAACGCUGACGGAAAGGAACUUGUCCGUGCUUUCCGUAACCUCCCAGGUGUUGAGACCUGUGAUGUUUUCUCCUUGAACUUGUUGCAGUUGGCACCAGGUGGACAUCUCGGACGUUUCAUCAUCUGGUCUUCAGCUGCCUUCAAGGCUCUUGACAACAUCUACGGUACCACCACCGCCCCAUCUGCCCUCAAGAAGGACUUCCUCCUCCCAUCCAACGUUGUCUCCCAAGCCGAUAUUGGACGUCUCAUCAACUCCUCCGAAUUGCAAUCCGUUAUCCGUGCUGCUAGAGGAUCCGCACUCACCAAGCGUGCUGGUGUUCAAAAGAAGAACCCCUUGCUCAACAAGCAAGUUCUCUUGAGAUUGAACCCAUACGCUGCCGGAUACUCCAAGGAGAAGAUCGGUACCAAGGGAUUGGAUGCUGGUAAGCCAGAGCGUAUUAACAAGACUCAAUACGCUCAGGUCUUGAAGGAGGAUUAAGCGUUUGUAUUUCUGUUUUCAAAUUUUCAACGAGGGAUGGGACAUUGUAGGCGCUUAUGAUAGCUUGAUGGCUUCAAGCGGGGUCGACAUAAGUAAUGAAAAAUAUUACGAAUGCCUGAAUCAAAAUAAUGACACCUUUAUUCCUCUUGACUGACACUCUUACUGUGAUAUAUGUAAUCAAUUUUGUCAAACACCGUUGUCAAGAUUUUUGUGAGCAAGCGC